UUUAGGUUUAAAUUACUUUUAAUAUCUUAACAGGCUGAACUCCUCAAACACAAGAAAAAGAAAAAAAAAAUGAAAAAGAAAAUAGUAUAAGAAAAUAACAUCACGUCAUUUGUGAGCGAAGACCCAAUCGAACACCACCCAGACACAACAGAGGUGGGUGGGACAACAAAUCGCGAAGAAUUGUUAGUAUAGUGUCUCACCCUCGCAGAAACCUCCAUCAAUUUCUACAAACUCAAACAACGAAUCGUUCUCCAUUGCUAACCUAAAAAAUGGGUUGUUUCUUGAGCAAAAACGGUGAUACCAAAGCCAACAGGAUCGCACGUUGGCGAGCCACUGGAAUUGUUGCUUUGCGCGAUUCCAAAUUAAAGACAUUUCCAGAUGAAAUUAUUAAGUUAGACACAUCUGUUCGCACUCUUGACUUGACGCAUAAUCGAAUAGUUGACAUUCCUAUGGAAAUCAACAAGUUAAUUAAUAUACAACGCAUGGUAUUAGCGGAGAACUUAAUUGAGAGACUGCCAGUGAGUUUAGGCAAACUCCAAUCUUUGAAACUGUUGAAUCUGGAUGGAAAUCGAAUUACUUCCUUACCUGAUGAAUUGGACCAGUUAGUAAGGCUUGAACGCUUAUCUGUCUCAAGGAAUUUAUUAGCAUCCUUGCCAAUGACUAUUGGAAGUUUGAGAAAUGUAAUACAUCUCGUAACCUAAAUAUCAUUCAACUUUUUAUGUUUUCUUCU
Vigna umbellata (rice bean) is the source of this 730-nucleotide messenger RNA. The record is from RefSeq and is a predicted model, not a curated record. NCBI's taxonomy places the organism in Eukaryota, Viridiplantae, Streptophyta, Magnoliopsida, Fabales, Fabaceae.